CUCUGUCCCUUCCUUGGCCUCAUAAAAUUAACCGUCGUCACCGGAGCUCCGAUCCUCGCCAUUCGAUACUAUGUCUCUUUCCGAUGAUGAAGACGAGUGCUUCGCCCGCUUCCUCGAAUCAGAAGUCUCCUCGGUUGAGGAUGAGGAAAAAACGAAAGAACCUGAACCAAAACGACAACGUCUUAACAAAGACAAAACAAAGGCUGUAGAGAAGGAUGGAGAUCAAAAGGAAGAUGGUAGCAACAAAGAUAGAAAUGUUGUGAAGAGAAUAGAGAGUGGGGUUUUUAGCAAAGUUCCUACAGAGCUGUUUCGUCAUAUCUUCAAGUUCUUAUCCUCUGAGGAUCUUCUAUCAUGCUCUUUAGUGUGUAAAUUUCUCAACUUUGCUGCCUCUGAUGAAUCCUUAUGGCGUCGCCUGUACUGUAUCCGGUGGGGUCUAAUGCCUUCAACUAGAAUGUUACGUGAAUGUGCUUGGAAGAAGCUUUAUAUCGAUCGUGACGAGAAGGACAUGAUUGAACUUGUCAGAAGCUGUCCGACGGAUUUCAAAGAGUAUUACAUUCAAAUGCAAGCAGCUAAGCGAAGUCAAGCACCUCUUGCGGCACAGAUGGUGGAUGACCAGAUAGUUCUUGACAAAACUGUACUUGACAAAGUAUCUAUGUGGAAGAAAAGCAAAGGACUUCCCGAUAAGGCUGUUGUUGGCCAUGUUUGUUUGGGAACAAAAUGUGAUUACCAUCAGAUCGACGACGUUUUCAUAUGCCAAGAGACGGGAAAUGUUCAUGUAUGUGAUGACAACUGCAAGGAAGUAAUAUUUUGUCGGGAGAGUGGGAACAUGGUGUGUACUAUCUCAGGGCUUUGUUCUGAAAGUUUGCUCGUACAAGAUGAUUCAGACGCAGAUGAGGAAGAGGCUGAACAAGAAGCUGAAGUAUUAACAGGAAGAGGCCGUUUUGGUCGAGCUUUUGAAUUUGGAUACAACUGCGAGAGUGAGCAGGAGUUAGAUCGCUCCUUUGGGUUCUGCUGAUCAAAAGUCGCAGCCUUUUCUUUCAAUUUCAGAAUCUUUACUGUCUCAAUACCAAGUCUGCAUGUGUUCUUCACGGUAAAACAUCUGUGGAGUGCAAUGAAUCAAAAGUAGAUGAUGUUUUCUUUGUAGCCUUAAUGUUUCUUUGUAAUUUAUGCAGAUCUGUCUGUAAUUUGCUAUACAAUCGCCCUUACAUAAAUGUUUACAUGUAGUAAUUAAGUUCCA
Molecule: messenger RNA, 1237 nt
Organism: Brassica oleracea var. oleracea
Lineage: Eukaryota; Viridiplantae; Streptophyta; Magnoliopsida; Brassicales; Brassicaceae
Product: F-box protein SKIP31
Exons: 8
Coding region: 71-1015 (314 amino acids)
Molecular function (GO): protein binding
Source: RefSeq, a predicted model, not a curated record